Messenger RNA from Rhopalosiphum maidis (corn leaf aphid), 1005 nucleotides. RefSeq names its product sodium channel protein Nach-like. Gene Ontology annotation, molecular function: ligand-gated sodium channel activity. The record is from RefSeq and is a predicted model, not a curated record. The transcript is spliced from 6 exons. Bases 1 to 1005 code for a protein of 334 amino acids. Lineage: Eukaryota; Metazoa; Arthropoda; Insecta; Hemiptera; Aphididae. Gene Ontology annotation, biological process: sodium ion transmembrane transport. Gene Ontology annotation, cellular component: membrane.
AUGAAAUCUGUAAAAACAUUCUGGACCGAUUAUUGCGAAAAGAGUUCAUUGCAUGGUCUCCGGUACGUCGUCCACAAGGAAGCAGCUCCUUGGGAAAGAUUAUUGUGGGCAGUGUUGAUGGCAGUCGCUAGUGUCACUAUACUUGUUCAUCUGUACGCUUCGUGGAAAACUUUCUCGUAUUCGUCGAUGCAAAUCGUAGUGGAUGAUCCUCGAUUUCCCCUUAGCAAAAUCGACUUUCCGGCAGUAACAAUUUGUUCCAUAAACAAAAUUCUUUAUUCGAAGGCUAAAAGAUUGAUUUUAAGUAAAUACGAAAACGAACCAGAAUUGAAAAAAAAAUACGAAAACUCGUUAUACGUUAUGGAAAUUUUACAAUAUCCAUACUAUAAAGAUCUUAUAGACUUCGCUGAAACUAACGCUGUUUUGAUUGAUUUUCCAUCAGAGAAUAUCUCCGAUCUCAUGUUGAAACUUAUGCCCACUGUUGACGAGGUAUUUGAUACGUGUUACUGGAGAGGCACCGGUUUCAAUUGUUCGGAUAUAUUACGACUGCAAAGAACCGAAGAAGGAUUUUGUUAUUCGUUCAACAGCAAGACGUCGGAAAGAAUGGCAAAUGACAGCGAAUUCAACCCACCGAUUGCCAAACCAAACGGCAAGCUGUUACCGCUCAAAAACAAUGUUGCGGGCAAGAUGACCGGACUCGAGUUGAUCAUGAAGAGUUUGAUCACUGAAUACUUUCCGAACGACAAGCGAUCCAAAGGAUAUAACAUCAUGAUACAUACGCCCGAGGACUUCCCAGACAUUUCAAGCAGCUACAAGGUGUACAGCGAACUGAACCAAUCGUCGCGGAUAUCGGUGAGCGUGAGUCACAUACGGGCAGACGAUUCACUACAUCGACUCGACGAAAAGGAUCGUAAAUGUUUCUUUUACGAGACGAGGACGACGAAAACGAAGAACUUCCCGUCGUCCAGGAGCAACGCCGAGACAACUGUUUCAGCGAGUGCCGACUAA